Molecule: messenger RNA, 714 nt
Organism: Aspergillus lentulus
Lineage: Eukaryota; Fungi; Ascomycota; Eurotiomycetes; Eurotiales; Aspergillaceae
Gene: gisB
Product: putative zinc knuckle nucleic acid binding protein
Molecular function (GO): zinc ion binding; nucleic acid binding
Source: RefSeq, a predicted model, not a curated record
AUGUUGCUGUCUCGUCGUGCCUGCUACAAGUGUGGCAACAUUGGUCACUAUGCUGAGGUCUGCUCCUCGUCCGAGCGUCUCUGCUACAACUGCAAGCAACCUGGACAUGAGUCCAGCAGCUGCCCGCGUCCUCGUACUACCGAGACCAAGCAGUGCUACAACUGCCAGGGACUAGGCCACGUUCAGGCCGAUUGUCCUACUUUGCGUCUCAACGGUGGAGCAAAUGGUCGCUGCUACAACUGCAACCAACCCGGCCAUCUUGCUCGCAACUGCCCCGCUCCUGCUUCUGGUGCCGGUCGUGGUGUCGGUGCUCCCCGCGGGGGAUUUAAUGGUGGAUUCCGCGGUGGAUACAGUGGUUACCCUCGUGCCGCUACUUGCUACAAGUGCGGUGGUCCCAACCACUUCGCUCGUGACUGCCAAGCUCACGCUAUGAAGUGCUAUGCUUGCGGCAAGCUUGGUCACAUCUCCCGUGACUGCACCGCUCCCAACGGUGGCCCCCUGAGCUCGGCUGGCAAGGUCUGCUACAAGUGCUCUCAGGCCGGCCACAUCUCCCGCGAUUGCCCUAACAACGAGGCUGCUAACCAGCAGCCUGCUGAGUCGGCUACUGCUCCUGCUACCGCUGCCCCCGCUCCUGCCGCUACCACUGCCGCCGCUGAGGUCAGCGCCGAAGCUGCUCCUGUUCCGGCCCCAGCUCCGACCGCCGCUGCCGCUUAA